Molecule: messenger RNA, 1707 nt
Organism: Siniperca chuatsi (mandarin fish)
Lineage: Eukaryota; Metazoa; Chordata; Actinopteri; Centrarchiformes; Sinipercidae
Product: cytosolic sulfotransferase 3-like
Exons: 8
Coding region: 355-1332 (325 amino acids)
Biological process (GO): sulfation
Cellular component (GO): cytoplasm
Molecular function (GO): sulfotransferase activity
Source: RefSeq, a predicted model, not a curated record
AUAAUUUUCACCUCAUACAACAAGCUAAUGUUUAACUCUUUAAUUAUUUUUUCACACCCAGACGUGAGGUCCGCAGUUAGAUACUUGGCAAUUAUCAUUGAAGUGAUUGGGCACCGUCUUUGAGGCCAGUAUCCAAUUCCUAUAAUACAUCCAUGCAGUAGACCUUUUUCAUAGCAGACAUUUUGACUUGUCAAAGCAGGUAAAACACAGGUGUAAAUAAUAACAUUAAUGAUGGCAAGUGUCCCAGUAAGCUGUAUCAUUGAGUGUGUAUAUUUAACCUGAUGGUCACAAAAGCAUGGUAACAUACAGCAUGUUUUCUGCCUCUAAAAACAGGAGGAUAGAGGUUAAGGGCCCAUGAAACCCAAAAGGACAGUGAGGGGCUGGACUGUCAAAUCACAUCUGGUCACAGCAGAGACAGAGAUGGAUUUACCUUCUCGACCAGAAGUGUUUGAUUUCCAUGGAGUCUCAAUGACCCACUAUUUCACAGACAACUGGGAGAACAUCCAAAACUUUCAGGCCAGGCCAGACGAUAUACUUAUCGCAACAUACCCCAAAGCAGGAACCACCUGGGUCUCCAACAUCCUUGACCAGCUGUAUUUUGGUCAGACAUCUCCAGAGCGUCAGACAUCCAUUCCUCUCUAUGCGAGAGUGCCUAACUUGGAGAUCACCAUCCCUUCUCUGCAGCCAGGAUCAGGGCCUUUUUCAACCGCAUAUAAAGGAACAGACAUGGUGGACAAGCUCCCCACCUCUCCUCGACUCAUUAAGACUCAUCUUCCAGUCCAGUUUGUGCCAAAGUCCUUUUGGGAGCAAAAGUGCAGGAUAGUCUACGUGGCCUGCAAUGCCAAAGACAACGUGGUCUCUUAUUUUCACUUUGAUCGCAUGCUGUUUCUCCAGCCAGAGCCUGGAGACUGGAGCAGCUACCUCCUCAGAUUCAUGGAGGGAAAGAUGGUGUUUGGAUCCUGGUAUGACCACGUGAACGGCUGGUGGAAAAAGAAGCAGACUUAUUCAAAACUCCAUUACAUGUUCUACGAAGAUCUGAUUGAGGAUACUGGACGGGAAAUAGACAGACUUUGCUGCUUUCUUGGUUUGUCUCCUUCAAUCGAGGAGAAAGAAAGAAUUACAGGCAGAGUGCAGUUUGAUUGUAUGAAAAGGGACAACAUGGUCAACCAUUCAACAUUCCCAGGAAUGGAUUUCAAAAUGUCUUCCUUCAUGAGGAAAGGGAAGGUUGGUGACUGGAAGAACCAUUUCACUGUGGCCCAGAGUGAACAGUUUGAUGAAGACUACAAGAAAAUGAUGAAGAAUCCUACACUACAGUUUCGUACUGAAAUUUAGAGGCCUGGCCCGGCUGUGCAUAACCAAGAGUCCUGAACUGAUAUAAUAUAUAAUAAUACAUAAUAAUGUUGAUGUAACUGAGUCCAAUGUUAAAUCUUUAUUGACAAGAAUAUUGUCUCAGUGCGGGACAUUUUUCCUUAAAAAAAAAAAGAAAAAUUAGAAAAAUGUCCCGCACUGUCGACUGAUGAUAAAAAAUCAUCAAAAAAUUGCACACAGAAUAAGUAGCAAAAAUCAAAGCUAUGUUUAAGAAUCUGAAUUAUUUUACUAGUUAAAGGAGAUUAAUUAGAUGGAAGUGUAUUUACUUAAUUUACAUUUAUGUUGUACAUCACAUUUGCACUCACUAACAGUCUCUUGGAAAAAAUAUCAGUGUAUAUU